AUGGCAGAAAUUAAUAUUGAGAAUCCAUUUCAUGUUAAUACAAAAAUCGAUGUAAAUACAUUUGUUAAUCAAAUUAGAGGAAUUCCAAAUGGUUCUCGUUGUGAUUUUACAAAUAGUGUGGUAAAACAUUUCUCAUCAUUAGGUUAUAAUGUUUUUGUUUGUCAUCCAAAUCAUGCUGUCACAGGUCCAUAUGCUAAACUCCAUUGUGAAUUUAGAAAUACAAAAUUUUCAACAAUUGGCUAUGAUGUUUAUAUAAUCGCCAGAGGUCGUAAAGUUACUGCAACUAAUUUUGGUGAUGGUGGUUAUGAUAAUUGGGCAUCCGGUGGUCAUUAUAAUCAAGCAGGUAAAACAAUAAAUUUUCUCUAA
This is a messenger RNA of Dictyostelium discoideum AX4, 366 nucleotides long. RefSeq lists its product as hypothetical. Bases 1 to 366 code for a protein of 121 amino acids. The record is from RefSeq and is a predicted model, not a curated record. NCBI's taxonomy places the organism in Eukaryota, Evosea, Eumycetozoa, Dictyosteliales, Dictyosteliaceae. The transcript has a single exon.